AUGGAAUUUCUGUCGCGCAAAGUAAAGUCACACGGACAAAUUGACGCACGUCAAGUGAAUGGCGCGGUGGAUACUUCAGGAAAAAUUAAAAAACGGAGCGAAACCGCGAUGAGUCCAGCGCCCCCCGCCCAGCGAGACAAAACAAGCGCUACGCAUGGCGCCGUCAAGCAGUCGUACGCGACAAGCGUAGGGAAGUGUACGUACGAGAUGGAACGCGAUCGUAUUGGAAUAUGGGGCUGCGGCGACUCCACGUCCGCCAACAAAGUCUCCGGCCUCGACCGCCUCAGGCACCCUGGACUCAACAAGGGUAUGGCGUUCACAAUUGAGGAGCGUCAGACCUUGGGCAUCCAUGGGCUGCUGCCGGCCAGGGUGAAGAGUCAGGAGGAACAGGUUCAGAUGUGCAAGCUGUCCAUCGAGCGGUAUGAGGACCCCCUCAACAAAUACAUCUACCUCAUGGGACUGUUGGACCGUAAUGAGCACCUGUUCUACCGCUUUGUUGGUGAGAAUGUGGCUGACAUGAUGCCUAUCGUGUACACACCUACCGUAGGUCUGGCCUGCCAGAAGUACGGGCUGGUGUACCGACGCCCCAGGGGACUCUUCAUCACUAUCCACGACAAGGGACACAUCUAUGAUAUUCUUAAGAACUGGCCUGAAACGGACGUCCGAGCUAUAGUAGUGACAGACGGUGAACGUAUCCUGGGUUUGGGAGACUUGGGAGCUUGUGGUAUGGGCAUCCCGGUCGGCAAGCUCUCCCUAUACACCGCCCUCGCAGGCAUCAAGCCACACCAGUGCUUACCUAUCACUUUGGAUGUGGGUACAAACAACCAGACGAUGUUGGACGAUCCUCUAUACAUCGGUCUGCGCCAGCGUCGUGUCCGAGGUCCUCAGUACGACGAGUUCAUCGACGAGUUCAUGGACGCCGUCGUCCGCCGCUACGGACAGAACUGUCUCAUACAAUUCGAGGACUUUGGCAACGCUAACGCCUUCCGUCUGCUCGAGAAGUACCGUGGCAAAUACUGCACGUUCAACGACGACAUCCAGGGCACGGCCGCGGUGGCAGUCGCGGGACUGCUGGCCAGUCUCCGCAUCACUGGGAAGAAACUCUGCGAGAACACCAUCGUCUUCCAGGGCGCUGGAGAGGCAUCACUGGGUAUCGCGAGUUUGUGCGUGAUGGCCAUGAUUGCUGAGGGUUGUUCAGAUGAGAAGGCUCGCUCCCGUAUCUGGAUGGUGGACUCCAAGGGUCUGAUCGUGAAGAACAGGCCCGAGGGAGGUCUCAACGAACAUAAGGAGAGGUUCGCCAAGGACCACGCUCCCGUCCGCACUCUAGAAGAGGUCGUCGAUGUAGCCAAGCCUUCCGUACUCAUUGGUGCCGCGGCCAUCGGUGGAGCGUUCACUCCGUCGAUCCUGCGCAAGAUGGGCGCCAUCAACGACCGGCCCGUCAUCUUCGCGCUCUCCAACCCCACCAGCAAGGCAGAGUGCACCGCUAUUGAUGCCUACUCCAACACUGAUGAGCGUGCAAUCUUCGCGUCCGGCUCUCCGUUCCCGGAGUACCGUACGAAGUCCGGCCGCAUCCUCCGACCCGGACAGGGCAACAACUCGUACAUCUUCCCCGGCCUCGCGCUCGGCAUCAUCUGCGCCGGCAUCAUCGACAUCUCCGAGGACUUCAUGCUGCUUGCUGCUGAGGCGUUGGCAGAGAUCGUCUGCCAGGCGGACUUGGACCAGGGCAGCUUGUACCCACCACUCAAGGACAUUCAGGACUGCUCCGUCAAGAUCGCCAAGAAGAUCGUCGAACACGCUUACCAAACUGGCAAGGCCUCAGUGUUCCCUCAACCAGAGAACACGGAGGAAUUCAUCCGCGCACAGAUGUACGACGUGCGAUACGCCGCGGCCGUGCCGCCCGUGUACACGUGGCCGCGCGACGACGUACUGCGCGUCGACAUGAUCUAA
Molecule: messenger RNA, 1947 nt
Organism: Spodoptera littoralis (African cotton leafworm)
Lineage: Eukaryota; Metazoa; Arthropoda; Insecta; Lepidoptera; Noctuidae
Source: the annotation of a GenBank genome assembly